Molecule: messenger RNA, 2410 nt
Organism: Electrophorus electricus (electric eel)
Lineage: Eukaryota; Metazoa; Chordata; Actinopteri; Gymnotiformes; Gymnotidae
Product: alpha-tubulin N-acetyltransferase 1
Biological process (GO): alpha-tubulin acetylation
Cellular component (GO): microtubule
Molecular function (GO): tubulin N-acetyltransferase activity
Source: RefSeq, a predicted model, not a curated record
CUUGUGUUUUGUUCCCUUCUGCCAUGAUUGCUAAAUUGCGUUAGAAAUAAGAUUUUUCAUAGUUCCUAAAAAUAUAUUAACUACGAAAUAAUGAAUUUACGGUGGGUUUAAAGUGUCACUAUGUAAACGCUGGAACACUGCGCCGUUGCCAAGAGGAAGCGGAAGAAAGGCAGAUGGGCAGAACAUUUUAUGUUAUCAUUAAGAUUUUCCCGUUUUGCAUCUAAAUGUUGCCUUUUGUUCAGGCGAAGCGCUCGGGAAACGUGACUGUCCAACCCGAUGUAGCCUGACGAAAGCCUACAAGCGAUUUCUGGGCUAACCCUGAUUCGUGCAUCUUAUUGGCACCACGGCUGCGGUGGACAGUCGCCGCGCUCGAUCUCGCCCGGGGGUAGUGAGAAGUACCACGAAGGGCAGCAGAAGCAGUGAUACAACAGGCCUAUUGCUAAAUCCCUGCACGACUGUCUGACUUUUAGCUGCAUAACGUUGAAACCAUGUCGCGAAUACUAUUUUGUUAGCAUGCAAACGGUGCAAUGAGCAUUGCCAGUGAAUCCCAGCUGCAUAAAAUAAGCAUCAUCGUUGUGUUGUCUGAAGAUUUUAUUCCUGCCGAAGAGUCGACCCAUUUCACCAGCGCUUAGACUGCUAUGGAUUUCCCGUUCGAUUUAAACGGUCUUUUUCCCGAGAGAAUUUCUAUGCUGGAUCAAAAUUUGUAUGCUGGCCGAAAAACGCACGGAAGACUUGAUGCCCAAAAUCAGACUGCCAUGGUCAUUGAUGAGCUGGGGAAAGCUUCAGCCAAGGCUCAGCAGUUGCCAGCACCAAUAACAAGUGCAUCAAAACUCCAGUCCAACAGACAUCAUCUGUACCUGCUGAAGGAUGGAGAGCGUAAUGGAGGUAGAGGAGUUGCAGUAGGAUACCUAAAAGUUGGAUACAAGAAGCUGUUUCUACUUGACCAGCAGGGGGCACAUGUGGAGACGGAACCCCAGUGCGUGCUGGACUUCUAUGUGACAGAGAGCAUGCAGCGACACGGAUAUGGGCUGGAGCUGUUCCACUUUAUGCUGGAGCAUAAGAAAGUCAAACCUGAACAAAUGGCAUAUGAUAGACCUUCCUCCAAAUUCCUGGCCUUCCUAGAAAAGCACUUUGGACUUAAACACAGUGUGCCUCAGGUGAAUAAUUUUGUGGUGUUUGAUGGCUUCUUCAGGUAUAAAUCAGCAGCAGUCCAACUGAGAAAAGUUCAACCCAAAAAACCAGAAGGAGAGAUCAAACCAUAUUCCUUGAUGGAGCGGGAGGCUGUGCGAGUGGAGCAGAAGGCCCGCCCCUGGCCUUUCGUUUGCCCCACGGCCACGCCUCCCUCUCCACCUGUGGGUAUAUCCUCCCAGUUUUCUCGUUCGCUCAGUGUUGGCUCCUCCCCCAGCCGCACUCCUCCUUGCCCCGCCCCCAUCCCAGGGCCACGGCGAGGAAUCACCACUCGCCCGCAGCUAUCUGACAGCUGCAGGGCGAAACGCACCAGUUCUCUGAAUAGAUCUCAGCCCAGCUUUCAUUAACCUUUUAACCUAUGACAUCAUAGCCCUAAAGAUGCCUGUUUUUUUUUAAACCUCUUAACUCGUUCUGUAAUUUUGUUUGAUUUACUAAUAGGGUUGUGGAAGUGAAACCUAAUGCUGAAAUAGAGGAAAUUCUGGGUGUUCACAUCAAGUGGUAGGGAAGGGAAGUGAUGUAUCUGAAAGAUUUUUGAAAGGUUAUGGCUUUUGCUCCAGCAUAGAGAAGUGCAUUUUGAAAGGUCUAAUUUGUCAUUGACCCAUGAAGUGUAAAAUGCAGGUGAAACUGCGAUUUGUACCUAGUGCAUUUCUUUACUGUUAUUGUGACAAAAUAAUUAACACUGUCUUCCCCAUAGCACUUUGUUUCAUAUUCAUUAAAAGGAGUUGAACAAAAAAAGCAUGUUGUUUCUCAAAUCACAUAUUCAAAAAUUACAAUACAUAACUAAAAGUAGUUAAACGCUAUUAUGAGUUCUCCCAUCUAAACAAGCUGACUAUGUAUAGAAGUCAAACAAACAAACAACUCCCCCCCCCACCACAACAUUUUGUUGCUUCUUAAAUCUUCGCAUAUUCAGGAACAUCACAGUCAUUUGCAUGUCCUCUUUUUCCUUUAUUAUUUUUGUUCACUAAAUAUUGUGUUCAUUAAAUAUUAUUGCAUUCUAUUAUAAGUUUGAGUUUUCUAAUUGUUACUUAUGUUCUUCUUUUUUUAUGUUUUUCCUUUCUCACACUUUCUUAAUUGUUUCUUUCUAUUUAUUUAUUUUAUUUUAUUUUUUUAUGGCAUGGCCCCCUUCCCCACCUCCAAAUUUGCGUUUGUCCCUGUUCAUUGGUGGUGCCCAUGCUGGAAUCCACGCUCUCCCCACAUCCCCUGUGUUUACAUUCCCCUUCCC